UGUUCAUUUGAUUUUUAAGAUUCCUCAAAAACAAGAUGAGCAUUGUUGAAGUUGGGGCCCAUGGGUAGAAUCACAGACGCUUUUGUUUGGGUCUCCCCGUUCUUGCGAUGGCCUGCUGUCGAUCAAGAUGCAAAAGCGUCCGCCCCCAUCGGCCCUUUCACUGCUGCAGCUGGCUGCCUCUUGCUGUUUGCCGUAUGCUAUGCUCACUGCAAUCUGUGCUGGUGAGGCCGAAGGAGCUGCAGCUUCAGUAUUAAACCAGGCCAACGAAACGCUUAUGACGCUCGCCACCAAAAAAACACGAGUGCUGGGAUGUCACCCAUGCUUCAGGCUAAACAUGUUCUCCAAGGGCACCAAGCGUAAAUUUUCCGAUGGUGGUGAAGAGAUUUCCGACGAAGGCCUGGUUGGUGCCAGGGUGGCAUCCUCGUACAGCUUGCAGCGGCAGUCGCUGCUGGACAUGUCCCUCAUUAAGCUGCAGUUAUGCCACAUGCUGGUGGAGCCCAACCUCUGCCGCUCGGUUCUCAUUGCCAACACGGUCAGGCAGAUUCAGGAGGAGAUGACCCAUGAUGGCAGCUGGCAUAUGGUCACUGAAGCAUUCUGCAGUGCAGGCCAGAGCCCCUCUGAGCGUUUGGUGGCCACUGAGGUCCUUUGCAGGUCACGGGAGCAGGAUGCAGAACCUAAGGUCUUUUCUGUCAUCAGCUACGAAGGUUGCCGUGAAGAGGAGGUGGUGGCUGAUGAAACACUGUGCUCCGUUUCGGUUAGAGAUACUGUUUCUAAUGUCUACCUGGCAGGGCGUAUGGGCCAGUGCUGGGAGAAGAAUGAGCUCAGUGGCAUAGAGAGUGAUGAAGAGGUCCUUGAAGACUCUAGACUUGGUUCAGGAGAAGAUGAGGAGAUCGACACGGAGGAUGAGGCUUCCACUGAGGGUCCAAAGACCAUUGGACAAGUUUUUGGGACAUUUGAAAUAAAAAACGGUUCACCGGGUCCAGACUCUGCUCUUGAGGAGCUUUUCUCCGAUGUGGACACCUCCUAUUAUGAUCUGGACACCAUGCUGACUGGCAUGCAGAGUGCACCCAAGAUGGGCCCUUAUGACCUCCUUGACAGCUUGGGACCUUCACAUGGUUCCCCUUCCAUAGUGUCAACACCGAACUGUCGUUCUGAUCUCAAUGAACUGGAUCACAUCAUGGAAAUCAUUGUGGGUUCAUAGGUUAGACCUUACUCAGAGACUUACACGCUUGUCUUAAUGUUAAAUGGCUUUUCUGUUCCUUAUGGAAUGCAAGUAAAGUCUAGAGUCCUUUCAGGGAAAAGAGUUGAUGUCUUGUGAAGGAUGGCUUGAUUUUAUGAGCUGACCAUAGUCAUAUUAUUUGCAUACCCUUUGUAUGUUUUAAUCAUUUUUUUCUGUAUUUGUCUGUCCAGACAUGGUGGGUUUUUUUUAUUUUAUUUUAUUUUUUUAUUUAUUUGUUAUACUCAUGACACUACAGAGAGCAGAACAAGAUGUAUACAAACAUUGUAAAGGUUGGGAUAUUUUCAUAAGAAGACAAAAGAUUGUCUAAAAUGUGUACAUAAAUAUAUAUUUUUUACAAUAGAUUCUUCUUGUAAUAUGUUACUGUACAUUAUGUACAUGUUCUGCAGAUUGAUUUUAAACGAAGAGAUUAGAUUCUUAUGUGAAACAACUUUUCUGUUGAUCAAAAUCCAUAAACUGAAGGAACUUAAUUCAAUACAACAGUAUGCAAAAAAGCACCAAAUAUACAUACAAUGAUGCAUGUUUUACAUUUAUGUGCUUGUUUGCACAAAGUAUUUUUUUUCCUCUCAAGGUUUUAUUACAGUUGGCUGUCAAUCAGCUCAGCCGUAGGUUUUGUUUGUUGUCAGACGUCAAUGUUCUUAUAUUUUGUCUAAUCAACAAAUUAAGUAUAAUGGGGCCAACCCAUUCUAUGUUGUGACUUAAUUUAUUUAAUUUAUUUACUGCAAACGGUGAGUAUUGGCUGUGGUCAAACUCAGGGUGGCUUUUUAACUCUAGGGGACUGAUUGACCAAAGCCUUUUGCUUAUAGUAAAUCGGUCACAGAAUUAGUGCUUUGUAAGUUGAUUUGCACCAAUCAUUGGUUUAAGUAUUGAUUUUAAGCAAGUUGACUGUUUUAAUAUGGGUGAAUGGCUAUUAGUCCUCUAGACCCCUCAUAAUGAGAAGACAUUUGUCUAGUUCUAUGCAUUGAGUGUCAUAACACUUUCUAUGUAUGAAGUGUUUAAAAUGCAUUUAGUACAGUAUUUUUUUUAUACUUCAGAAUCAGUCAACAAGAGAUGGUUUUAUUUUACACAACAUUUUCCCGUUGUUACAUAUAUUAUAUGGUUUUGCAUAAACUAUGUUUGUGCAAAUUAUAGGUUAUUACAUUUUGAUAAUUGUUUUCUUCUACAUUGUGUCUCAUUUAAAUUCUAAGAGGAUUUUUUAUUGUAUGAUUUUAAACUAGUAUAGAGUAUACACAUUUUAUAUGAGCAUUGUAGCUUUUUUAACGUUUUUUAAUAAAAGGUACAUCUUAUGAAAACAA
Messenger RNA from Pimephales promelas (fathead minnow), 2532 nucleotides. RefSeq names its product cell division cycle associated 4 (gene cdca4). Gene Ontology annotation, cellular component: nucleus. The record is from RefSeq and is a predicted model, not a curated record. Gene Ontology annotation, molecular function: transcription regulator activity. NCBI's taxonomy places the organism in Eukaryota, Metazoa, Chordata, Actinopteri, Cypriniformes, Leuciscidae.